This is a messenger RNA of Sardina pilchardus (European sardine), 1888 nucleotides long. RefSeq names its product INO80 complex subunit B (gene ino80b). The coding region runs from base 145 to 1221 and encodes 358 amino acids. Gene Ontology annotation, biological process: chromatin remodeling. The transcript is spliced from 6 exons. Gene Ontology annotation, cellular component: Ino80 complex. Lineage: Eukaryota; Metazoa; Chordata; Actinopteri; Clupeiformes; Clupeidae. The record is from RefSeq and is a predicted model, not a curated record.
CAGAAAUCCUUGCGACGGCCCAAUAUUUACAUCACUUCCACAACAAUCUUGGCUGCUGCUGCUGCUGAACAUUUAGCUAGUAGUAGUUAGCACCUCACGAUUUUGCUACACACGUACAACAGUUGUAAAUGAACAGAGCUGCUAAUGGGGAAGAGGAAAGACAUGAUGAUCCAUCCACGGUACCUUAUAGGAGACCGGGAUGAGGUUGGGGUAUAUAAUGCCCAUCGGAAGAAGCACAAGAAGCACAAGAAGCACAAGAAGAAGCAUCACCGUGAGGAGAGCUACUCACCUGACGAAUCGGACUCUGGUCUGCCCAUAAUCAUCAAACCCCCACAACUCAAGCUGAAGAUUAAGCUGGGAGGACAAACACUUGGCACUAAAAGUGUGCCAACCUUCAGUGUGGUAUCGGAAGCCCCUCGUUCUCCUUCUCCUCUGAUGAUUGUUGAUGAUGACGGAGACGACGAUGAUGACGAUGAUGAUGAUGACGACGAAGACGACGAUGAUGAACCUUCAGAGGGAGUCCCCAUUGAGCAGUACAGAGCCUGGUUAGAUGAGGACAGUAACCUGGAGCCUUCAUCUCUAGGCGAACUGGACGCGAGCUCCCUGCUUGGGCCCGUGGACGAAGAGGAGCGCUGGCUGGAUGCUCUGGAGAAAGGGGAGCUGGAUGACAACGGAGAGCUCAAGAAGGAGAUCGACGAGUCGCUGCUCACAGCCCGACAGAAAGCGCUGCUGCACAAGCAACAGAGCCAGCCCCUGCUGGAGCUGCCCAUCGGCCUGCAGGUGAAGGAGCCCACGGCGGAGAUGCUGCGCAAGCGCGAGGAGCGCGCUCGCCAGCGCCGCCUGCAGGCCGCCCGCAAGGCGGAGGAGAGCAAGAACCAGACCAUCGAGCGGCUGACCAAGACCAGCAACAAGGCCAAGGUGCGCAGCGGCGUCCGCUGCGACCGCGAGCGCCGCGGCAAGCACCACGGUGUCCACGCCCAGGUGCCCACCGUGCGCUACCGCAGCUCGGCCGGCCACGGCGCCAGCAUCUCGUUCCCCGCCGGCGUGCCGGCGCCCGAGCCCGCACCCCCGAGGCCGGCGCCGCCACCGAGGCCCAGCUGCGGGGUGGACGGGUGUCCGAACCCCAAGAGGUACGCGUGCUCCAGGACGGGCGUGCCGCUGUGCAGCCUCGAGUGCUACAAGAGGAACUUGCAGAUCCAGAUGCCGCAGAUGGUGGCUUAGAACGCGCGUGAGAGUCAGAGUGAAUUGUGUGAGUUGAAGUGUGUGUGUGUGUGUGUGUGUGUGUGCGCGAGCGUGCGAGGGAGUGUGUUUCAAUUUGCAAUGAGCGACCUGAUAAGUGUGUGUGAGUGUGUGAGUACAGGUGUGUUGAGAGUGAACCAGUAACCUGAAACGUGUGACCAAACAAGCCGUUGGUCUGAUGGGUGUGUGUGUGUGUGUGUGUGUAUGUGAAUGAAAUGAUUAAGAGUGUGUAUUACCCCAGAAGUACACUGUUAUCCUGGAGACGUCAUCUGUGUGUGUGUGUGUGUGUGUGUGUGUGUGUGUGUGUGUGUGUGUAUGUGUGUGUGUGUGUGUGUAGGUAGACAGAGAGUCUGCUAUAUAUGUCUAUACCUGUACUCUGAACCAGAGUGCAAAUCCCAGAGUCCCCUUAUUUAUGGCUGUGCUGUGGCAUUUUAGGCCAUGGUGUUUUUUCUUAAUUGUCAUCCUGGCAACACAAUUAUGUAUGAGAUGUAAUUCAUUUGUUGUUUUGGCAUUUAACCAGGUAGGCAAACCAUAUAUUUAUUUUCAGUAUUGAGAUGCAGUGGGAGAUUUUUUGGCAAAAAAUCUCAAGAGAUAAGUCACAAAAAUAAAAUUAUUUUUGUAAAAAAAGAGUGAAAUAAAGAACCUGUUU